AUGGAUGGGGUUUUGUUGAUGAAUGAACUUCUUGAUUGGUCCAAAAGAUAUAAGAAGAGUUUCUUUUUGCUUAAGGUCGACUUUGAAAAGGCAUACUACUCUGUUUCUUGGGAUUACCUUAAAUUGGUUUUUAAUAAUAUGGGGUUUGGGGAUAAAUGGAACAUAAGGUUGGAAAAGUGCGUUUUCAAGAGUCAUAUGUCCAUUUUGGUGAACGGUAGCCCAACAAAAGAUUUUAUGGUUCAUAAGGGGUUGAGGCAAGGGGACCCUUUAUCUCUGUUCCUUUUCGUAUUAGCUAUGGAAGGAUUAGCUGCUUUAGUGAGAAAAUCGGUGGCUUUGGGUGACUUCAAACCAUUCAAGUAUGGCGAAGAGGAGAAAGUGGAAAUUUUACAAUUCGCGGAGGACACCAUCAUUCUUGGAGAACCUUCAAGCGACAAUCUAUGGAGUUUGAAAGUGUUGUUAAGAGGGUUCGAGACUGUUUCGGGUAUUGUGGUGGGCGCGAAUCCUAUAAGGAGGAAAGUGUGGUUGAAGGUUCUCAAUAACAUCAAAAGUAGACUCUCUUCGUGGAAGGGUAGAAAUAUCUCUAUAGGAGGUAAAGUGACGCUCAUUAACGCGGUCCUAAACGCAAUUCCUUCCUUUGCGCUUUCUUUCUACAAAGCGCCGGGAUUGGUCAUUAAGGAAAUAAGAAGUCUUAUUAUCAGUUUCUUAUGGCGUGGCAACGCGAAUAGGAGAUGUAUCCAUUGGUUUAAUUGGGAUACAGUUUGUAAACCAAAAGAGAUGGGUGGAUUGGGGAUUAGAGAUGUGGGCGAAAUAAAGAAGGCGCUUCUUCUCAAGUGGAAAUGGAGAAUCCUUACGGAAGACAAGGCUAUUUGGAGUAGGUUCUUAGAGAGUAAUGGAUUUAUGAGGACAGCCGAUGCAGCUCCUUUCAUCACUUCUAGUACUGUCAUCAAGGCACAAUGGGAGUAG
Molecule: messenger RNA, 963 nt
Organism: Vicia villosa (hairy vetch)
Lineage: Eukaryota; Viridiplantae; Streptophyta; Magnoliopsida; Fabales; Fabaceae
Exons: 3
Coding region: 1-963 (320 amino acids)
Source: RefSeq, a predicted model, not a curated record